AUAGCGUUUUGAUUACACGUCAACAUUUUUACAUGCCAACAAAUGCCCCAAUCAUCAAAAAUCCAAGCUAGUCCAAGCGUGCAUUUCUCAGUAGCUUCUGUUCAAUCGACGCGACAAUUAGUUGUAAGCAAACUUUGCACCUCGAUGGGUCCAUUAGAGGUGCACGGAGUACUGUUACGAAUACUAUAUUCCCGUCCAUCGAACAUUGUGAUUCUGUUGAUUCUCGACGCUAUCAUAUGGUUGCAACGACCCGACAUAGUGGAUUUUCACAAUCGCGUUCAAGAUAUCCCCCCGCAGUUCAUCUACGAUGUGUAUGAUUUCAUAGUUGUGGGAGGAGGAAGUGCCGGGGCGGCGGUUGCCGCCAGGUUGUCGGAAGUUUGUGAUUGGAAUGUGCUUCUGCUGGAAGCUGGGCAAGAUGAAACGUAUCUUUCGGAUAUUCCAUAUCUUUACCCCACCUUGCAGAAAUCAAAUUUGGACUGGAAGUUCGAGACGGUUCCGGAUAGCAGCUUCUGCCAAGGAAUGGAAAAUAAAAAAUGUGCUUGGCCUCGAGGAAAAGUGCUCGGCGGGUCGUCCGUUCUGAAUGCGAUGAUGUAUGUACGAGGUAAUUCGGAGGAUUAUGACGAGUGGGAAAACUUAGGCAACGUUGGCUGGGGUUGGAAGGAUGUGUUGCCUUAUUUUAUUAAAAUGGAAAAUGUGCGUGAUCCGAAAAUUGCCGACAAACCAUGGCACGGUACUACAGGGCCCAUGACGGUUGAAUUGUUUAGAAAUCGCUCGGUUUUGGAACAAUAUUUCAUCGAAGCCGCGAAACAUUUAGGCCACGAAAUCGCAGAUGAAAUGAACGGCCCCGAUCAAAAUGUGUUCGGCCCUCUUCACGGAUCUAUAAGAGACGGAUUGCGUUGUAGUACUGCCAAAGCUUAUCUGCGACCUGUAUGGAAACGACCGAAUCUACACGUAUCGAUGAAUACAAUGGUGGAGAAAAUUUUGAUUGACCCUGGAGACAAGAGAGCUUAUGGCGUAAAGUUCACCAAAAACAAUCAACACCACUAUGUUAUGGCACUAAAGGAAGUGAUUUUAUCAGCUGGUGCUCUCAACAGUCCACACCUACUGAUGCUCUCUGGUGUGGGACCGAAGGCAGAGCUGCAGGCACAUGGCAUUGAAGUAAUCCAUGAUUCCCCAGGUGUUGGAAAAAACCUUCAAGAUCAUGUCGCAACAGGCGGCGUAACUUUUCUUAUUGACAACCCGUAUAAAAAUGGAUCACUUUCAGUGACAAUAUUCGAAUCAACGUCUAAAACUGCGGUUCUGGAUCUCGUCUUCGACAAUAGUGGAACUUUGAUGGAUAUGCCGUCUUGCCAGUUGAUGGGAUUCAUCAACACAAAAUUCCAACCAGAGGGCAGCAAGCGUCCGGAUAUUCAGAUAUUUAUGUCUGCCCAAUCAGAUUUGUCUGAUGGAGGCGCUUGGGCUGCCUAUGGUUCAUCACUUUCGUACAACUACUACGCUCAAAAUUUUGAGCGCUGGAUUUUCCAUGACUCAUUUCUCGUCAUGCCACUGGUUAUGAGGCCCCAGAGUCGAGGAUAUCUGAAGUUGAACAGCAACGAUCCUUAUGACAAGAUUCUUAUUUAUCCUAAUUACUUCUCCGUCCGGCGUGAUAUGGAUGUGAUGAUCGAAGGUUUGAAGUAUUGCGUGAAACUCGCACAAACUCCUGCCCUGGCGUCAUUGAAUCCUAAAUUCAUAUACGAUGUGGCUCCUUCUGCCACAUGCCAAAACCAGGAGGGUGAUAGUUUCUACGAGUGUUUGGUGCGUCACUUUUCCCAGACGAUUUAUCACCCCGUGGGGACUACAGCUAUGGGCCCUAAAACCGACAAAAUGGCUGUAGUUGAUGCCCAAUUGAGAGUCUAUGGAGUCGCCGGCUUGCGAGUAGUCGAUGGAGGAAUCAUGCCAACCAUAACGACGGGAAACACUAAUGCUCCAAUAAUAAUGAUAGCGGAAAAGGCGACCGACUUGAUAAAAGCUGAUUACCUCCCGCAGCUUCUAAAGCAACAGGACCUGAAACCAUGUGACACGUACAAUUAUGAGUAUCAUUGAGAUAAAAUGGUUUAUCAAAAUGUUAUAUAAAUAUAUAAGCUACAACAUAGAUCGAUUUGUGAAAAUAAUUCGUUUCAUCUAUCUCUAGUUUUCGUUAUGUCUUUGCUCACUUAUAAUUGAUGCAAAAAGCGUCUGUUCACUCAACAUUCAAA
This is a messenger RNA of Toxorhynchites rutilus septentrionalis, 2234 nucleotides long. Its product is annotated as glucose dehydrogenase [FAD, quinone]-like. The coding region runs from base 43 to 2082 and encodes 679 amino acids. NCBI's taxonomy places the organism in Eukaryota, Metazoa, Arthropoda, Insecta, Diptera, Culicidae. The record is from RefSeq and is a predicted model, not a curated record. Gene Ontology annotation, molecular function: flavin adenine dinucleotide binding; oxidoreductase activity, acting on CH-OH group of donors. The transcript is spliced from 2 exons.